AUGGCCGCGAAGUCUGAUGGAGCGGCGGUCGUGGCCAGCCCGGGGCCGGAGGGGGCGGCCGGGGGAGCCCGGGGCAGUGCGUGCGGGCGCGCGGAGGCGGCGACCGCGGCCGGGGGCCCCGGAGUGACCGGGGCGGGAGGCUCCGGUCCGCGCUACGAGAUGCGGGACUGCUGCUGGGUGCUGUGCGCACUGCUCGUGUUCUUCUCCGACGGCGCCACGGACCUGUGGCUGGCGGCCUCCUACUACCUGCAGGGUCAGCGGACCUUCUUCGGCCUCACAUUGCUGUUCGUGCUCCUGCCCUCGCUUGUAGUGCAGUUGCUCAGCUUCCGCUGGUUCGUCUACGACUACACUGAGCCCGCGGGUGCCCCGGGACCCGCCGUCAGCACCAAGGACAGCGGCAUCGUCGGGCCCUCUGUCAGCACCAAGGACAGCGCCGCCGCCUUCCGGACCAAAGAAGGCAGCCCCGAGCUGGGUCCCCUGCCCGCGCCCUCCUCGGCCAGCGCCUACCGCCGCCGCUGCUGCCGCCUCUGCGUCUGGCUGCUGCAGACUCUCGUCCACCUCCUGCAGCUCGGCCAGGUCUGGAGGUACCUGCGCACCAUGUACUUGGGGCUGCAGAGCCGCUGGCGCGGGGAACAGCUCCGGCGCCACUUCUACUGGCGGAUGCUGUUCGAGAGCGCCGACGUGAGCAUGCUGCGCCUUCUGGAGACCUUCCUGCGCAGCGCGCCGCAGCUCGUGCUGCAGCUCAGCCUCCUGGUGCACCGCGGCGGCCGUCCGGACCUGCUGCCCGCCCUCUCCACCUCCGCCUCACUCGUGUCCCUGGCCUGGACGCUGGCCUCCUACCAGAAGGUGCUGAGGGACUCCCGAGACGACAAGCGGCCACUGUCCUACAAGGGCGCGGUGGCCCAGGUGCUGUGGCACCUGUUCACCAUUGCGGCCCGCAGCCUGGCCUUUGCGCUCUUCGCCAGCGUCUACAAGCUCUACUUCGGCAUCUUCAUCGUGGCCCACUGGUGCGUCAUGACCUUCUGGGUCAUCCAGGGUGAGACGGACUUCUGCAUGUCCAAGUGGGAAGAGAUCAUUUACAACAUGGUAGUGGGCAUCAUCUAUAUCUUCUGCUGGUUCAAUGUCAAGGAGGGCCGCAGCCGCCGCCGCAUGACCCUCUACUACUGCAUUGUCUUGCUGGAGAACGCAGCGCUCACGGGCUUCUGGUACUCAAGCCGCAACUUCUCCACCGACUUCCAUUCGCUCAUCCUGGUCUGCGUGGUGGCCUCCAGCUUCGCACUGGGCAUAUUCUUCAUGUGCGUCUAUUACUGCCUCCUGCACCCCAAUGGGCCCAUGCUGGGUCCCCAGGCGCCUGGCUGCAUCUGCCCUGAGGCCUCAGAGCCCUGUGGCCCACCAGCGGACGCUGUCACAAGUCCCCCGAGGUCCCUGCCGAGGACUACAGGCGCUGAGCGGGAUGGGGCCUCUGUGGGGGGUGAGCGUGCAGGGACCCCCACACCACCUGUCUUCCAGGUGCGGCCUGGCUUGCCUCCCACGCCAGUAGCCCGCACCUUGCGGACAGAGGUGCCUGUCAUUCGGAUUGACCUGCCUCGUAAGAAGUACCCAGCGUGGGAUGCUCAUUUCAUUGACCGCCGGCUCCGGAAGACCAUUCUGGCGCUGGAGUACUCCUCGCCGGUCACGCCCCGGUUGCAGUACCGGAGCACGGGGACCUCCCAGGAGCUGCUGGAGUAUGAGACCACCGUGUAGGCCACAGGGGUGGGCUCGGCUCAUCCCACCUCCACCACAGUGUUGAGCCUGGAAUUUCAGGGCCACCAGGCUAUGGGGAUGUGGGUCUGUGGGCACAAGGGUAGAGUGGCUCCACCGUUGGGUUCUUUCAGGGGAGGGGCAGCCUGGUGGAGACCCCAGCCCUGGGCUAUGUUUUAAGCCCUGCGGCCCAGUUUCUAAGCCCCCCUUGGACCAGGGCCCAGGGAAUUAACUGGUGCUACAUUCCUCAUGAGCUGCCCUGCUUUCACGAAGGCCUCCAUACCACCUCCGGUCCUGGGGACCCCGCACCCUCCCCCUUGCCUGGAGUUGCUCACAUGUCACCUGUGGUGGACCUGUCAGAGAAGGGGCGCUGUCCGGGGUCCAUGACCGAGGCCCCGUGCUCCUGAAGGGGUGCUGAGGGUGGGAUGCCCCUGCGGUGGGAGGAGGUCUCUGAGGAUGAAGGAGGCUACCAAAGGUGUGGGGUGAGGUGGGAGCGUCUGGUGGACAAGGUGGGUCCAGUUCCUGUGGGCCCAAGGUCUGGAGCCUGGGCCAGAAAGGAAUUAAAGGAGGGAGUCGGGGUGGGGUGGGGCAUUGGGGGUGGGGGGCAGUGAGUGCUAGAGCUGAAGGGGAGGAAGAACGCUGGGACAUCUGAGGGGUUCAGGCUGGCUGAAACAUGAAGGGUAGCAGACUUGGGGGAGGGGAACCCUUGGUCCAGUGCACAAGGCAUGUUCCCCAAGUGAGCUCCUCCAGAGACAACCUCUGUGUGUGGGUCUGUCGGGGUUGGGGUUCCAGACACCUGUGGUGAGAUGUUUCCAGAAGCCUCGCUUUGUUCUAGGUGAGCACCCAGAACAUAACAUGUCUUGUAGAAAAAGGUCUUGAAUGCAACAGAUAAAAUGUCUAGGCAGAUCCACUACCUGGGCUCGGUCACAGAUGAGGUUCUAGCACACUGGGCAGAGGAACUUCUUAGAGAGACAUUCCUAGUCCUGGAGGAAGUCUUAGAACGCUGUCCUAGGCAGUCGCCGAUCUGGGUUCUGUUGCGAGGUGAGCGUACUGGAGCCCUGCGCUGUGCCCUGGGGGAUGCUAGCCCCACCGCUGUGCUAGCGGAGGGCUCGAGGGCCCCGUGUGCGGGGGGUGUUCUAGGAACAGGUACUCCAGUUCUAGAUUUCUGGGGUUCGCAGGAGUUCCAUGCUCCUGUCCACCUUGGUCCAUAGCCAUCUUCCCAAGAGGAAAUUGUCCUUGGGAACCCCUGGCACAUUCCAGCUGCCGACUGACUUCCAGGUAUAAAAAAUGAGCUCUGGGCACGUGACAUACAUCUUGGCUCCGCGCCACCCUGCACAUGUGGCUCCCUUAGGCAGCGGCUGGGAAACUGUUUUGUUUUGCCCAACCCUCCGGGGCUUGUGGUCCAUUCCCAUGUCCCAAAGACCCCAUGGUGCCCGUGAUGUCAUUCAUCCAGGGCCCCUCUUCUCCACCUGGGACAGCCGGUCUUGAACUGAGUGGGGAGUGUGGGAGUAGGCAGUCUGUAGGGGUGGGGGCAAAGCCUCUAGGCAGAGCUUAGAACACCCCACCUUGUCCCCACUCCCCCAUGGCCCCUAAGGGGUGUUCCCUGCAGGGGCACAGCAGGUGAUGUUAAGGCCAUCUGCAGACCUGGGCUGGGGGUGAGGUGGACCAUGAGAACCCUAGACUAUGCAAAUUAGAGGAGCAUUCAGCCCUCUCUGGAUCAGCCUCCCUGGGGUGAUAGAUGGGAAACUGAGGGCCCCUUGUGGCAGCCGAUCUCACAAGGUCCCAGGCUCCUGGCCGUUCCAUCAGAUAGUGAUGGGUGAUAGUGAGCGGGCUGAGGAGGCAGGGAGAGGGCCACACUCAGGGUGCAGGGUGACCCCAGAGGCAGAGCGGACAGGACCAUCCACGUUACACACACACAUAGAAGCACACAUCACACCUGUGACACAAGUCACCUCACGCCCCAGCACACACGCCGAGAUGGUGUGUGCAUCCCUCCCACACACAAAGAAUGCUUUCCCCUCCUUCCGCUUCCCUGAUUCCUAAGAAGCCUUAGGAACCGGGCCUCAAGGUGACAGGUGGUGGGGGAAGCCUGAGGCUGUCCCAGACCCGCCCGGUGGGUCUGUCCAACCCCCUUGAUCUGCCCAAAUCAGUCUUUGGAGACCAACCUUCACGGCCAGCUCCACACCUGUUGAAGCCCCUUGUGAGAUGGCGCAUGCGUGCGAGACGCAGACCCAGAUCGGCCUGUUUCCCCAGGGCUGACCGCGCUGGGCGUUUCCGCCCCAUCUCGUUUCACUUAAACUUUCCGCUGCUUGCAGCUUCCCUCCACGAGAGGCGUUGUCAACCCAUCUUCCAGAGGAGGAAACCGAGGCUCAGAGAUGUGGCGUGAGCGUCACCCUUGGCAAGUUCUUUCACUCCCCAGUGUCCUGGAAUGGCUCCUCCGGCUGCCCCGUUCCCCAGCACCCUAAAAGGGAAAGUUCAAAAAUAUCUUUCCUGGGAGCUGGGAGUUCUUUCGGCUCCAGGAGACACCAGAGCACAGGGCUGAGACCGAGCCGGCAGUGCUGAGGCGUGGCUUGAGGCUUUCGGAGAAGCUGUGGCCACAUUUUUGGACCUUACUCCGUCCCCAACCCCCUCACCUUGUCAACAUCUUGUCAAUCCCACAAAACCUUCCCUCAGAAUCUGCAUGCCAGGACAUCGGAGCAGCAGAAACGGCCCUCGGAGAGGGCUGCGGGCACCUCCUGCUUCCCACCCUCAGGAAAGAGUUUAGCCCCUCCACCCCCCAGGGACUCAGGACCCCAUCCCUCCCGGGCCUGAGGUCCCCCUUCACCAGCCCGUCCUCCACCUCAUCUGGCCCCUUGCUCCACUAGGUUAAAGAAGUCACCAUGGAGAAGGGCACCGCCCCAUUUGAGCUGUUGUUUUGCAUUUGUUUCUGUGACAAUCUACCUCAGCCAGUCUCUUCCCCACCAAAACUGGGUCCCCUGAAUCCCUGGCUCCUGCUUCCCAUAUUAUACUCCCUACCCCAGCCUAGCUGCUCCAUCGUCCCCAGAAUCCCUACAGCAUCCUCACGUGAGAGCAGGUUCCAGAACCACACUCCAGUGGAGCCCUUGGGGUCCCCUGAGCCACCUGCCCUUUACUUCCACUGUAAAGAGGAAGUGGAGGCCCGGAGAGGGCCGGGGACUUGCCCAGGAUCACACGAAGACAAUGGCAGAGUAAGGCUUUUCCUGGAGCCGAGAUGCAGCUGGGUCUGUCUUAAUUUUUCCGGGAACAGAAGAGAACAGGACACUGGGUACCCAGAAUACCAGGCCCUACUCUGCCCUCAGUAUCUCCAUCCCCAAGAGACCAGUGUCCCCAUUCCCAGGACAGACUUCCAUCUCAGUUCUCUGGAACUGAUCCCUCCUACUGACUGUGCUCCCCGAGCCUCAGCAGGCACCACACACUCCUCAUACCUCCAUGCACUGACAUACCACGUGCCUUGUAAUCGCCACCCCGGUUAAACAGCGCAGACCUCCACCCCGCCCCAGCAGGAAAGGCUUUUUUGGUUCCCUCCUCUCAUCUGCCUCAUCCCCAAACUCACCUGUGCCCCAGCCAGCUCCCUGCUCCACUAGUGUCCCGCAGGGGUGUGUAACCCACGAAAGCUGGAGGAAGCAGAGGGCAGGGAAGGCAAGGCCUGGGGAAUGUCCAGGUCCCGGGGUGAAGGUCAAGGCGGCUGGGAGUAUCCAGGGAAGGUCUUGCCUGGCAGCCCCGGUGCCCUUCUAAGGGCCAGUGUUCCGCAGGUCCUCCCCUUGGAGCUCAGCUGGCCUUGGAGUUGACAGAAACCUCAGACAGUGGGGGGAGGUUUUCUAGGGUAGGUGCAAGUUCCAAUGCCUUCAGGUAAUGAAAAUGAGAAUGCGGCAAAAAAAAGAGUGUGUAUCCCGCCUACAGGCACUAAAAUU
Messenger RNA from Phyllostomus discolor (pale spear-nosed bat), 5669 nucleotides. It is a transcript of the gene XKR7, whose product is annotated as XK related 7. Gene Ontology annotation, biological process: apoptotic process involved in development; phosphatidylserine exposure on apoptotic cell surface; engulfment of apoptotic cell. The coding region runs from base 1 to 1743 and encodes 580 amino acids. NCBI's taxonomy places the organism in Eukaryota, Metazoa, Chordata, Mammalia, Chiroptera, Phyllostomidae. The record is from RefSeq and is a predicted model, not a curated record. The transcript is spliced from 3 exons. Gene Ontology annotation, cellular component: plasma membrane.